GCUCUCCUCCUCUUAAAAAUUAUAAUCCCUUUUCUGUUCUUUUCUUUUCUUUUCUUUCACUCUCACUCUCACUCAUCACAUGCUCAAAAAUCUCACACUUGUUCCUCAUCAUGCCGCUGCUCUUUCUUCUACUACUAUUUCUCACCGCCACCGCCAUAUCCGCCGGAGACCUCCCGGGUUUCAGAGAAGCACCUGCAUUUCGAAACGGAAAAGAAUGUCCUCGAAUAGUGCGGUCCUCGCUGGACAACCCGUCGAUGAUCCACAUCGCGAUGACGCUAGACGAGACCUACCUACGUGGCUCCGUCGCCGGAGUAUUCUCCGUCCUCCAACACGCCUCCUGUCCGGAAAACAUCGUCUUCCACUUCAUCGCUUCUCGCCUAUACAGCCACAACAACAACCUCCGCCACGUCAUCACUUCAACGUUUCCGUACCUGAGUUUCCACCUCUACCUCUUCGACUCCAACUUAGUGAAAGGCAAGAUCUCCUACUCCAUUCGACGCGCUCUCGAUCAACCUCUCAACUACGCCCGGAUCUACCUAGCGGAUCUGGUUCCCUCCGCCGUUCGGCGAAUCAUCUACUUCGAUUCCGAUCUCAUCGUCGUAGAUGACGUGGCUAAGCUCUGGAACAUCAAUUUAGGUAAGCAUGUGGUGGGAGCGCCAGAGUAUUGUCACGCGAAUUUCAGUCACUACUUUACCCAAGAGUUUUGGUCAAGGCCGGUAUUGGCGGCGUCGUUAAAGGGGAGGAAGGCGUGCUAUUUUAACACGGGGGUGAUGGUGAUAGAUAUAUGGAAAUGGAGGGAAGGGAAAUUCACGCAAAGAUUGGAAUAUUGGAUGAGAAUUCAAAAGAGGUAUAGGAUAUAUGAGCUUGGUUCAUUGCCUCCUUUUCUCUUGGUUUUCGCUGGUGACGUGGAAGGUGUUGAGCACAGGUGGAACCAGCAUGGACUCGGAGGUGAUAAUUUGGAAGGGCUAUGUAGAAACCUUCAUCCUGGUCCUGUCAGUCUUUUGCAUUGGAGUGGCAAAGGUAAGCCUUGGCUUAGACUUGAUAAUAACCGACCUUGUCCUUUGGAUACUUUAUGGUCUCCUUAUGAUCUUUUUCUUCGCCACCACUCCUCCAACUCCAACUUCAACUUCUUCUCCGAUACUUAAACCCACCCACCCACCCACCACACUUCCAAAACUAAUUACAACUAACACAUCUCUUCUUCAUUUUAUGUAAUUCCAGAUUUUUAAUUUCAUUCGUUUCGUUUCCUUUCCACUUUCUAUCAAUAUCAUCAGUUUUUGUACAGCUUGGAAUGUUGUAUUUUGUAUCAAAAUAAUUAGAUGCUCUUCUGCCUCUCGUUGACUA
Molecule: messenger RNA, 1344 nt
Organism: Quercus robur (English oak)
Lineage: Eukaryota; Viridiplantae; Streptophyta; Magnoliopsida; Fagales; Fagaceae
Product: probable galacturonosyltransferase-like 3
Exons: 2
Coding region: 111-1145 (344 amino acids)
Cellular component (GO): Golgi apparatus
Molecular function (GO): glycosyltransferase activity
Source: RefSeq, a predicted model, not a curated record